Aedes aegypti (yellow fever mosquito) is the source of this 2888-nucleotide messenger RNA. RefSeq names its product mitochondrial import receptor subunit TOM70 (gene Tom70). The coding region runs from base 382 to 2112 and encodes 576 amino acids. The record is from RefSeq and is a predicted model, not a curated record. Gene Ontology annotation, molecular function: protein binding. The transcript is spliced from 3 exons. Lineage: Eukaryota; Metazoa; Arthropoda; Insecta; Diptera; Culicidae.
GUCAGUCGUCCCUGUCCAAGCCCAAAAAUUUUUUUUUUCUCCUCGUUCUCGCCACCCGAUACAAGAGUCAGUGGAAGUGCUGGUGAAUGGCAAACGGAUAGCAAUCCAAAUCCAAGGCCAAGUGCGUGACCGGAGAAUCAUUCUGUCGCGACCGCUUCCGGGGUCGAUUCCCAUUGUGGACCAGAACAGCGUGACUACCGUGCAUCCCGUUACAUAACGCUGUGUUCCGACCGAUGUUUGUUUUGGGUCGGUAAUCUGAGAAAAACCGUAUGUGACUUGCAAGUGCAAGCCCAAUCACGGAUUUGAAAAAAAUCAAUGUUUUAGAAGAAUUUAAGGGAUAAAACAGAUAAGCACGAGUGUAGACAGAUAAUAAACAGGGAGAUGGCUAGCACUGGAAGCACGGGAUCCACUUUUCCCAAGUGGCAGCUGGCUGUUUUGAUUGGUGCCCCGGUGGCAUUGGGAAUCGGAUAUCUGUACUGGAAAAAGUCAACCGAAGCGGAAGAAGGAUCCGGUGAUAAACUGACCAAGAAGAAGCUGGGCGAGAUUAAGGAUAAAACCAUUUCGCUGGACGGAGACGAGCGGUCACGGUCCCUGCAGGAUGCCCCGGCCAAGAAGAAGGCUCCCACGCCGUUGGAGGAAGCGCAGAAACAUAAGAAUGAAGGAAAUACGUAUUUUAGAGAUGGGAAAUACGACCAAGCGAUAAAAGAGUAUGACCUGGCCAUUGAAAAGUGUCCUCAAACGGAGAUCAACGAUUUGUCUACAUUCUAUCAGAACCGGGCAGCUGCUUAUGAACAUCUCCAAAAAUGGGCGGCUGUAAUCGAAGACUGCAGCAAAGCUCUGGAGUGCAAUCCAAAAUAUCUGAAAGCCUUGAAGCGAAGGGCCAAAGCCUAUGAACAGCAGAAGGAACUGGCGGCAUCUCUGGAAGAUACCACGGCUGCUUGCAUUUUGGAAGGAUUCCAGAACAAACACACACUGGUUUUGGCCGACCGUGUCCUGAAGGAACUGGGCAAACAGCACGCCCAGGAAGCCCUGAAGGAGAAACACAACGUUCAGCCGUCGAAAUUCUUUGUCAAAAAUUAUUUUUCAUCGUACUCGGACGAUCCCAUCAAGAAGAUGGUAUUUGCCAGCACAGAACCGAAGGGCUUCGUCAAAGCAAAGCUCCUGCUGGAUCAGGGACAAUACGAAGGAAUAAUCGCCGCAUGCACCGAAGAAAUCGAAACCAGUGAAGCCGAUGCGGAGUACAAAAUCGAAGCAUUGCUGCUAAGGGCUACGUUCUAUCUGCUAACGGCAAGCUAUCCGGAAGCGACCGCUGACCUGGAAGCUGUCAUUGGAUCGGAAUUGGCCGACAAGAAAAUCCGGUCGAAUGCUCUCAUCAAGCGAGCAUCUUUGGCCAUGCAGACGCAACCCAACACGCCUGAAGAGUGCUUCAGAUACUUCAGCAUGGCCGAAGAUCUUGACCCAAAGAAUAGCGACAUCUAUCACCACCGUGGACAGGUUUAUAUCCUGAUAGAGCGUCUAGAGGAAGCCAUCGCCGAUUUUGAGAAAGCUUGUUCCCUAUGUCCCAGUUCCGGCAUCAUCGAGAUCCAUCGCUGCUAUGCCAGCUAUCGAUUAGCCCUCAACAACAAGGACGAAUUCGCCCUUCGUAAGGUGAUGGACGGUUUCCGGAAUGCCAUCGAACGGUUCCCAGACUGCGUCGAAUGCUACAGCCUGAUGGCUCAAGUUUUGUCCGAUCAGCAAGAAUUCCAGGAGGCCGAUAACUUCUACAACAAAGCCACCAAAAUCGAGCCGGAAAAUGCGCAAAUCUUCGUCCACAAAGCCCUGCUCCAGCUUCAAUGGAAUGCAGAUAUCCAGGCCGCGGUUGAGCUAAUCGAGAAAGCAAUCCAGAUUGACGAUAAGUGCGAGUUUGCGUACGAAACGCUUGGAACUAUUCAGGUGCAACGGGGACAGCUUCAGGAGGCCAUCAAACUGUUCGACAGUGCCAUCAAGCUGGCCAAGACCGAGAUGGAGCUGAUCCACCUGUACUCGCUUAAGGAUGCGGCCAUCGCACAGGUCAAUGUGACGAAAAGCAUGGGAUUGGACAUUAGGAACCUGGUUGGAAUGCCUCAAUUCUAAGCGAGUGAAGUUGCAUAUCGCAGAAGAAAAAAAAUCGUGCUCUAAUCAAUGAAUACUUUUACAGAACAUCACCAACUAGUUGCAAUGCUUUUAUAUAUCUUUACGCGCGAGUAGAUUCUUAUAGCUACUUGAUUUCGUUAUGCCGAAAUUGUAAGUGUUUCUGUUCAUUGUUUCGAUGAUACAGCCCUGAGUAUAACAAAUUAACGAAAAUCGUGCUAGUUUUCCUAUUUUGUAAGAAAAUAAAUACUUUGUUUUGAGGUCUCCUACAGUUCUGAUACUUGUGACGCAUUUGUGGAAUACGGUCAAGAGUCCUUUCAGUACGGUUGGUGAAAACGUCGAACUAAGGCGAGUUCAAAAUUGUCUCCAAACAAAUUCUUCUAAUUUGUAGAAGAUUACAAGCUUUUAUAGGCUCUAAUAAAGUAGGUAUAAAAAUAUAUUCUCUGAAGGUCAGUUAAGGGAUUGCAGUGUGUAUCACUAACCGUACUAUAGAAAUCUUGGUAUCGUGGUACAAUUAUCUUGAAACAAAUUCCACACUUAAAUUUACGUCUCCAGUCAGGGUCCGCUUGCAAUAGUUUCCAUGUAAAAAAUCGUACCACGGUAUUGGAGCUACUUGUGCGUUUCAGGUAUCACAAAGGCAAGUUACAGUAAAUGCAGAUUAUUAAAAAUCGUGGUAACUUUAAAUUUUAAGUCGUACAUAUUAUAGAUACAAACUUUAAACAAACUAUUGUAUGCUAGGUACAAUUGAAUACAAUAAUAAGAAGUUAUGUUUAAACCCA